AUGUCAGCCCAAAGCCUUGGUGUAGUAGACAAGUGUUUCUUGGAGAUGGCUAACAGGAAUAUCGCCGAACUAGAAGAAGAUAUGGAUUUUGUGAAGAGACGAGCCGCGGCCCUCAAGUGCUACGAUAAGCGCUUCCCCAAAUGGCCCGAGACCCCGAGUCAACUUGAGCACAUCCAAGCGUUCAUCGAGUUGCUUGAUGACCUCAAGACAAGGGGUGGAAAGUCGACUGACAUCGCGGAGCUAAAGCGUGAUCUUCGCGCACAAUUAGUCAAGGAUGGCCAUGUCGAGUCAGAGGUCUGUCACCGCAGGUAUCUAGCCGAUAGGAUCCAACGCACAGUUGAUGCUGCGAUAUCCAGUCUUCGCGCUGAGAUUGUUGAGUUCGACGAUGUCAGAAAAAAGAUCCUAAGGGAUCUAAGAAAUUCUGGCAACACUAUGCCGACGGUUGGUAACGAGUAG
Messenger RNA from Fusarium poae, 456 nucleotides. RefSeq lists its product as uncharacterized. The record is from RefSeq and is a predicted model, not a curated record. The transcript has a single exon. Lineage: Eukaryota; Fungi; Ascomycota; Sordariomycetes; Hypocreales; Nectriaceae. The coding region runs from base 1 to 456 and encodes 151 amino acids.